GGCGGCGGCGGCGGCGCGGGGCAGCCGGAGCCCGCGCGGGCAGGGCGCGGGGACCGCGGAGCAGCGCCCACCCGCCCGCCCGCCCGGCGGGGCCAGGCAUUGGCCAUGGAUGCUGAGGACAACCCCUUGUUGCAGGAUGCUUGGCUGGAGGAGGAGGAGGAGGAGGCUGCCUUCAACCCUCCAAAGAGGAGUAUGGGCCCCCAGCUAUGCGGGAAGUGUCAGUGGAGCCCCAAGCUGCUGCCUACUAUGCUGCCGGUAUCCGGCUUCUGGAACACAGUUGGCUGGAUGUUCACCAACCCCUACUGUGCUGGCUUUAUCCUUUUCUUGGGCUGUGCCAUCCCGGCUGCCCUGGCCACGGCCAUGUUCCUGCACUAUCCGGCACUGGACAUUGACAUCUCCUACAAUGCCUUUGAGAUCCGCAACCACGAGUCCUCGCAGCGCUUUGAUGCCCUCACCCUGGCCCUCAAGUCCCAGUUCGGCUCGUGGGGCCGCAGCCGCCGGGACCUGGCUGACUUCACCUCGGAGACCCUGCAGCGGCUCCUCUUUGAGCAACUUCAGCAGCUGCACCUCAAUGCCUCCCACCUUGGGGGGGGCACCCGGCUGAAGCGCAGUGCCACACCGCCUGCAGCCAGAGGCAGGACUAGGCCCACCACCCACCAGAGCCCAGCCAACCAAAGCUCCCGCGUGCCCCGGGGCGCCUCGCGCUGGGACUACUCCAGUGCCUAUGUCAGUGCCAACACACAAACACAUGCACACUGGCGCAUUGAGCUCAUCUUUCUGGCCCGGGGGGAUGCUGAAAACAACAUUUUCACCACUGAGCGCCUGGUCACCAUCCAUGAGAUUGAGCGCAAGAUCAUGGACCACCCCCGGUUUCGGGAGUUCUGCUGGAAGCCCCAUGAGGUCCUGAAGGACCUGCCUCUGGGCUCCUACUCUUACUGCUCCCCACCCAGCUCCCUCAUGACGUACUUCUUCCCCACAGAAAAGGGCGGCAAGAUCUACUAUGACGGCAUGGGGCAGGACCUGGCUGACAUCCAAGGGUCACUGGAGCUGGCCAUGACCCACCCUGAGUUCUACUGGUACGUGGACGAAGGGCUGUCUGCAGAAAACAUGAAGAGCUCCCUCCUGCGGAGUGAGAUCCUCUUCGGGGCCCCGCUGCCCAACUACUACUCGGUGGAGGACCGGUGGGAGGAGCAGCGCCACAAGUUCCAGAGCUUUGUGGUCACCUAUGUGGCCAUGCUGGCCAAGCAGUCCACCAGCAAGGUGCAGGUGCUGUAUGGUGGGACAGAUUUGUUCGACUACGAGGUGAGGAAGACUUUCAACAAUGACAUGCUGCUGGCCUUCAUCAGCAGCAGCUGCAUUGCAGUCUUGGUCUACAUCCUCACCUCUUGCUCAGUGUUCCUAUCCUUCUUUGGCAUUGCCAGCAUUGGGCUGAGCUGCCUGGUGGCCCUGUUCCUGUACCAUGUCGUUUUUGGGAUCCAGUACCUGGGCAUUCUGAAUGGCGUGGCUGCCUUUGUCAUCGUGGGCAUUGGUGUGGAUGAUGUCUUUGUCUUCAUAAACACCUACCGCCAAGCUACCCACCUCAAGGACCUGCGGCUCCGCAUGAUCCACACUGUCCAGACAGCGGGCAAGGCCACCUUCUUCACCUCCUUGACCACUGCUGCGGCCUAUGCUGCCAACAUCUUCUCGCAGAUCCCAGCUGUACAUGACUUUGGGCUUUUCAUGUCACUGAUCGUGUCCUGCUGCUGGGUGGCGGUGCUCUUCACCAUGCCGGCUGCGCUUGGGAUCUGGACUCUCUACUUGUCUCCAUUGGAGAGCUCCUGUCAGGCCAGCUGCAGUCAGAGGUGCACGAAGAAGAGCUCCUUGCACACUGCUGAUGACCUGUUCAUCGUCUCAGAGGCUGCAGCUGGGCCAGCCCGGGACACCCUCCCGUACCUCGAUGAUGACAUCCCACUGCUCAACGUGGAGGAGGACUCGCUGACUCCAGAGAUCGGGGAUGUGCCCUUGGUGUCAGUGCUGCCAGAGAGCUUGCAGGGUCCCACUGAGAAGAGCAGCCGCGGUCACCUGAUAGCCCACCUGCAGGAGCUGCUUCAGCACUGGGUGCUGUGGUCUGCUGUGAAGAGCCGAUGGGUGAUCAUGGGGCUCUUUGUCCUAGUCCUCAUCCUGUCCAUAUUCUUCGCUAGCCGCCUCCGCCCCGCUAGCCGCGCUCCCAUCCUGUUCCGGCCCGACACCAACAUCCAGGUGUUGCUGGACCUCAAGUACAACCUGAGCGCCGAGGGCAUCUCCUGCGUCACUUGCUCAGGUUUGUUUCAGGAAAAGCCCCACAGCUUGCAGAACAACAUCCGGACCUCCUUGGAGAAGAAGAAGCGGGGCUCGGGGCUUCCCUGGGGGAGCAGAGGGGGCACGGGUGAGGCUGCACAGCCAGAUCUCCAGGGGACUGUAUACAUCUCCAAGUCCAAGAGCAAGGGCAGGCCAGCCAUCUACAGGUUCUCACUCAACGCCAGCGUUCCUGCGCCCUGGCAGUUGGUGUCCCCGGGAGAUGGCGAGGUGCCCUCAUUCCAGGUGUAUAGAGCGCCUUUCGGUAACUUCACCAGGAAGCUGACCGCUUGUGUGUCCACAGUAGGGCUGCUUACGCAGAAGAGCCCCAGGAAGUGGAUGAUGACCACCUUGUCCUGUGACACCAAGAGAGGCUGGAAGUUCGACUUCAGUUUCUACGUGGCGGCCAAAGAGCAGCAACGCACACGGAAGCUGUACUUCGCCCAGUCACACAAGCCCCCGUACCACGGCAGAGUGUGUGUGGCACCCCCUGGCUGUCUGCUCAGCUCCAGUCCAGACGGUCCCACCAAGGGUAUCCUCUAUGUGCCCAGUGAGAAAGCAGCCCCAAAGGUGAAACCCUCUACCACAUCGGGGUUUAACCCUUGCAUGAACGCAGGCUGUGGGAAGCCAGCUGUGCGGCCUCUGGUGGACACGGGAGCCAUGGUGUUCGUGGUGUUUGGCAUCCAAGGGGUGAACCGCACCCGGCGCCCAGAUAACCACGUCAUUGGAGACAUGGGCAGCGUCAUCUAUGAUGACAGCUUCGACCUCUUCAAAGAGAUUGGCAGCCUGUGCCGCAUCUGCAAGGCCAUCGCCGCCAAUGCCGAACUGGUGAAGCCUGGAGGGGCCCAGUGCCUGCCCUCGGGUUACAGCAUCUCCUCCUUUCUGCAGAUGUUGCACCCUGAGUGCAAGAACAUCCCUGAGCCGAACCUGCUGCCCGGGCAGCUCUCCCACGGGGCGGUGGGGGUGAAGGAUGGCAAGGUGCAGUGGAUCUCCAUGGCCUUUGAAUCGACGACUUACAAGGGCAAGUCAUCCUUCCAGACCUACUCAGACUACCUCAAGUGGGAGACGUUCCUGCAGCAGCAGCUCCAGCUCCUGCCUGAGGAAUCUGCCCUGCGCCGCGGCUUCCAGACCUGCGAGCACUGGAAGCAAAUCUUCAUGGAGAUCAUAGGAGUACAGAGUGCCCUGUAUGGCCUCAUCCUCUCGCUGGUCAUCUGUGUGGCGGCGGUUGCUGUCUUCACCACCCACAUCCUCCUCCUGCUGCCUGUGCUGCUGAGCAUCCUAGGGGUGGUCUGCCUGGUGGUGACCAUCAUGUACUGGUCCGGCUGGGAGAUGGGUGCAGUUGAGGCCAUUUCCCUCUCCAUCCUUGUGGGCUCCUCAGUGGAUUACUGUGUGCACCUGGUGGAGGGCUACCUGCUGGCAGGAGAGAGCCUGCCACUCCACCAGGCUGAGGACCCCACUGCCUGCCGCCAGUGGAGGACGAUGGAAGCUGUGCGGCAUGUGGGUGUGGCCAUCGUCUCCAGUGCCGUCACCACCGUGAUCGCCACAGUCCCGCUCUUCUUCUGCAUCAUCGCACCCUUUGCCAAAUUCGGGAAGAUUGUGGCCCUCAACACAGGUGUCUCCAUCCUGUACACGCUGACUGUGAGCACCGCCCUGCUCAGCAUCCUGGGCCCUGGCACCUUCACCCGGAGCAGGACUUCCUUCCUCAAAGCCCUGGCGGGGGUACUUCUUGCUGGCCUUGCCGGCCUGGGCGUCUGCCUGGCGCUUCUGGAGAGCGGAUUCAAGAUCUCACUGCCCAACGGGAUGACCCUAUAGUGUGCCCCCUCCCCCCCACCCCAACCUUGCGAUCCACACCCCCCCUCCUUUUUUUUUAAAGGAUAUAUUUUGUAAAACAGAGAAAGCCCAAACAGACGCUCCUUUUUCCCAGAAGGUUUUUCACUCCAGAUGCACUUUAUUUUCUAAUGGGUUUGGCUUGGACCUCCUAUUUAUUUCAGUGGAUGGAUGAAUCAUGUGGGUGCCCAGAGGGGCAUCUGGGCUGGCAACAGCAGAGAGAGGAGGAGGAGGAGUCCCUCUCCUCUCGGUCUGCUUGGUUUGUUAAGGAGCUGAGCAUCUGGAGCCCUGGAAGGUAAAUGCAGCCCUCGGGAGGUUGGUGGCUGGGCCCUUUCCCCAGCACUGCUCCCCUGGCUGGCUUGCUGAUGGGGGCAGGGAUGGGGUCCAGCUCUCAGGGCACCAGGCUCCCCUGAGCAGGAGCCAAUGCAUCGCAUCCCCCGUGAGCCUUCAACAUGGGACUCCAGUGAAGUGUAUGGGUGAACCGUACCUCCUGGGCCAGACCAUGGCUGGUGCAAGCCAGCUGGUGUCACUUCCACUUCCCCAUGCUGCACUAAUUAUGGGGCAAGGAGGAGGUGUCUUCAGGAGUGCUGGGGAUGGGUCCAUCCAGAUAGGUCAAGGGUCAGCAAUGCCAGAAGAAACUCUGGCUGUCACAGGCCCAACUCCUUCCACAGGGAUCUGAGCUGUGCAGUAGCUGGGCCAAAGAUUUCAGGUGUGGCCCUUCGGGGCACCGGUUUGUGUCGGUGUCACUGGAAACAGCUGUGGGGUGUCCUCUCUGUAGUCCUAGCACAGAGCAGUUGGGGGCUGCUGGGUAUGACUGCAGUGUGGCACUCCCUGGGGUCACCGGCAUGUCUGUCUACCCCCUACCCCAUCUCUGUCAUGUCACGUGUGGGCAGGGUCCAUCUUGCCCAGGGAGCUGCUCUCCAUGGGACUCUCCAGGUCUGCCAGCUGGCUGGCAGCUGCGGAAAGCAUCUCCCGUCAUCCCCAAGUCUCCUCCUCAGCAGGGGAUGCUGCGACAUGCCCACCCUCCAGCAGCAGCAAUAGGGAAAGAGCCGUUGGUCAGUCACAGCAGUGAGCUUUUAUCCUGGGAGUGAGCUGGCCAUUGGGAGCAGCAUGACUCGCUCAGCCAGGGGUGAGCGUGGAUGAUGAUGAUGAGGGCUCUCCCACACCACUGCUUGCUCAGAGCAGAUGUUUCCUAUUAAAGGAAAAUGAAGUUGCAGCCAAGCGCCAUUAGCAGGGACAUCUUAGGCAUCGCUGGCUCCAUCAUAUUCUUAAAGUGGAAAUAACAGAGUGUGCAUUGUUAUGUGGCAGCCAGGGCUGUGGCAUGGUGGGGAGCUCAGGCCCAUGGGCAUCUGCAGGAAACAUUCCCUGCCCUGGGGAGGGAUCCCACACUGCUCUCCUGCCCAUCCAGGGCCUGGCUGCUACCCUCAGCUGUGGUGAGUAGUAAGGAAGGAGCUCUAGGGAGAGCCGAGGGGGUAGGGAGUGAAGCAGCCCGAGGACUGGUGAUGGAGCCAGGCCUUGGGGAAGGGCAAGGAGCAGUAGGACAAAGGGAAGCUACAGCUGCGGGGAGUCAAGGUGCCUCCUGCCUUAGCACAGACAGGGGCUGUUGUGUGUGUGCCAGCACUGUACCUCAGCUGGGAGGACUCCUGGCUGGGCUUGGCAUAUGCCUGAACCUAACUUCAGGAGCACAGGGCUCUGUUAAGGAGGUGGUGGCGGGUGCAGUUCAGCCCAUACUGGGAGGGCAGCUGCUGUCUGUUAGCACACGGUGGAAACCCCUUCAAGGAGCUCAAACCCUGGGCUGCUGGUGUGGGGGAGCUUUCCACGUCCUAGCACAGAGAGGGGUGUUGGGAGAUCACAAGCAUGUCUGGUCACCACUGAAGGGGUGUCCAGAAGCGGAUGUGUCGGAGCAGUAGGUAUUGCCGCAGGGACUAGUCCAGUCCCAGGUAUAACCUGUACAAUAGGCAUUAGACCCGAUCCAGCACAGCAGACCAAUUGUGACAGUGUCAGACCCAGAAAACUCAGCCAAGUGGUGGUAAGAGGCUAGCCUAUUAGUGCCUAGUUAAGCGGUUGGCUGUGAGGAGUCCAGGGCUGAUGCUUCAGACUCAGACCAGGGCAGCACAGUCUUUUCUUGUGAGACGCUCUCGUUUUGUGCUGCGGCCUUGCCAGCCCACGGCUGGGGGGCCUGUCACUCUGCCUUCCCCUGUGGCACGGCUGGGUGUGAUGGCUCUGUGAUGCCGUUCCUUGGGGGAUACCAGAGUCUUUGGCUUUUAUGCUGCUUCCCCAUAGAAAACAAAUGUAUUGGGGCAGUUCUUGCAUAGCAGAAGUCUGUGUCCUGUCCAGCUCUCACUAGGAGUCUUCAGCACCCAGUCAGAGCCAGCAGUCAGGAAGCAUUGCUAGUCGUUAACCUAGCAUGGCCAUGCUGCCUUGAACUGAGAGCUGCUUGUAUUACUUUGAGGGCCCAAGUGAAAUCACAGCUUUGCGAGGCUAGUUGCUCUACAGUAGUGGUUCUCAACCAUGUUGGACUCAAGCCACCCAGGCUCGUGACACCCUCAAAAAAUGUCAGCUUAGUUUUCACUUGUUGUUUGACUACAGAAAAAUAAUAGAGCAAUUCUUCUGUUGCAAAGAACUCGGAGAGGCGACGGCAGAGCAGAAUGCUUUUAACACAGUGAUUUCUGUUUGAAAUGUCUGGGUUCGUCACUGAUAUGUCUUUGAGGGCGUACUGUGUCCAGUUUUACCGCUCUCCCCCUCCACUACAGAAAGCAUGUGGCCAAAUUGCAGUCCAGUGGAGGGCAACGAAAAUGUUUAAGUGGCUGGGGCACAUGACUUAUGAGAGGUUGAGGGAACUUCAAUAUGGGCUGAUUUAGUCUGCAGAAGAGAAGACUGAGGGGAGAUUUAAUAGCAGCUUUCAACCACCUGUAGGGAGGCUCCAAAGUGGAUGCAGCUGGACUGUUCUCAGCAGGGGCAGACCACAGAACAAGGAGCAAUGGGCUCAAGUUGCAGCAAGGGAAGUUUAGGUUGGAUAUUAGGAAGAACGUUCUCACUAGGAGGGUAGUAAAACACUGGAACAAAGAGGUUGUAUAAUCUCCAUGCUUGGAGGUUUUUAAAACCCGGCUAGACAAAGCCUUGGCUGGGAUGAUCUAGUUGGGGAUGGUCCUGCUCUGAGCAGGGGGCUGGACUAGAUGACCUCUUGAAGUCCCUUCUAACCCUAACUUUCUAUGACUGUAUGAAGCAUGUUUGCACACAUAACAGUGCUAACAGUGUGUGGCACCCUAUGACACCCUUAAACAGAUCUCAAGGCACCCCAGGGUGCUGCAGCACCCUGGUUGAGAAUCACUGCUUUGGAGGUGUGUGUUUUGGUAGAGAUGGUCCUGAGCUCUGGGGCUGAGGGGUAGGAUGAUCCCUGUCCCAGCAGCCUCACAGUCUAAACAGACUUAAGUGUAGGAGAAAGAGGGACUUGUCCCUAGUGACACAGACUCCUAUAUCAAAAACUGACUCCUAUAUCAUCCAGUGGGCAGGGUUGGGCCAUAUCUCAGCAUCUUUGUGGCAGCUGCAGGAGUUGUGAACCUUGUUUGGGGCCUGAAGGCCUCCAGAGAGGAUUUCCCCAGCAGGCAAUGUGCUCUGUCCUGGUGGCACCCAGUGAGCAGCCAGGGAAUACCUUCUUGGGAACAAAAAUGGGGAGAAGUUGCCACUUGCUGGAGCACAGCUAGGCAUGGGAGCACUCAAGUCAAGAGUGGGGCCCUGGGACCUGCCCACUGGUAGGCGGGGGUCAGGAGGAAAGACAUCUCAGUCCCUGACCUGCUCAGUGCACGCUCAUUUUUCACGGCAGCAUGGCCUACUCCCCCAGCUGGGCACAGGAGUCCUGUUAUUUACUGCAGCCAUCAGUGUCCUCCUGGCUGGGGCAGCACUGAUUGAUUUGUAGCUGAGCAGGGCGAGCACUGUAGCACCUGUGACUCCUUUCUACAUAGCUGCUCAGCAGGGAGGCAGUAAAUCCUCUGCUCACCUAUUUCAGCCUGUGGCCAGCGGUGCUCCAGGCUGAGGCCCUGCUUGGAGUAGUAAAGCAAUUCUGUCUUGGUAGGACAGGGUGUAGGGAGAGCUGGGAGAUGGGAGUAGGAGCUGGAUGACCCCUGACAGCACAGAGAGCUGGGGGUGGGAGACAAGUGCCCAGGAGGAGCAAAGGCAGCUUUGAGAGGUGAGGGAAGGGUGUUGGCUUUGGGGAGAGGGAAGCAGGUGGGGCCAGGGCCUGGGGUCACCAGCGCUGCAGGUGCCAGGAGAAGGGAGGUGGGAAGGGGUCCCCCUUACUGCCUGCCCCAUGGAGUGAUGUAGCACAAUUCCCCCUGCAACGUACCCAUGUUUCUUUUGUAGGGCGUCUCCUGCCCCCACGUUUGUAGUGCCCCUUGGUUUUGGAGACUGUUGUAAAUAAAAGAUUUUGACAUUCA
Messenger RNA from Alligator mississippiensis (American alligator), 8573 nucleotides. RefSeq names its product dispatched RND transporter family member 3 (gene DISP3). Gene Ontology annotation, cellular component: membrane. The transcript has 21 exons. The record is from RefSeq and is a predicted model, not a curated record. NCBI's taxonomy places the organism in Eukaryota, Metazoa, Chordata, Crocodylia, Alligatoridae. The coding region runs from base 106 to 4125 and encodes 1339 amino acids.